This is a messenger RNA of Botrytis sinoallii, 387 nucleotides long. RefSeq lists its product as uncharacterized. Lineage: Eukaryota; Fungi; Ascomycota; Leotiomycetes; Helotiales; Sclerotiniaceae. The transcript has a single exon. The record is from RefSeq and is a predicted model, not a curated record. Bases 1 to 387 code for a protein of 128 amino acids.
AUGCUGGAUGGAACCUGGAGAGAAAAUUGGCACUUGCAGCAAGCAUUUGCUCCACCUUUUUCCGGUUUAUUCUCUUUGUGCGAUUUAUUAAGACCAGUACACAAAACUUCAGUUUGGAGAAAGUGGGAACCUCCAAAGACACAAGCAAAACCGAAAACCCCAGAGAUGGAGGAGUGGGAGAUGGAGAAGUGGGAGCGGGAGGAGUGGGAGCGGGAGACGGAGAAGUGGGAGAAGGAGAAGUGGGAGAAGGAGAAGUGGGAGAAGGAGAAGUGGGAGAAGGAGAAGUGGGAGAAGGAGAAGUGGAGAAGGAGAAGUGGGAGAAGGAGAAGUGGGAGACGGAGGAGUGGAGACGGAGGAGUGGGAGACGGAGGAGUGGGAGACAGAUGA